Lodderomyces orthopsilosis Co 90-125 is the source of this 1023-nucleotide messenger RNA. RefSeq names its product Arc35p (gene ARC35). The record is from RefSeq and is a predicted model, not a curated record. Bases 1 to 1023 code for a protein of 340 amino acids. Gene Ontology annotation, cellular component: Arp2/3 protein complex; actin cytoskeleton. Lineage: Eukaryota; Fungi; Ascomycota; Pichiomycetes; Serinales; Debaryomycetaceae. The transcript has a single exon. Gene Ontology annotation, biological process: Arp2/3 complex-mediated actin nucleation; actin filament polymerization. Gene Ontology annotation, molecular function: actin filament binding; structural constituent of cytoskeleton.
AUGUUGCAAAUUGAACAAAAUAACUUACUUAUACAAAAAACCCUUACCGAGAGAUUAUUUCCUCAAACAGAUUCUUUGAAAUCAUUGGAUCGUAUUAUAACUGAUUUUGACUUCACUACUUAUCACAUUAGUACAUUACCUGAUGAUAAGUCCCAAUUACUUUUGUCAUUGAAUUUAAAAUGUUGGAAUGAUUUAGUUUCUUACAAUGUUGAAGAUUAUUUACAAUUGAAAUAUUCAUCAUACAAGAAUUUAACUAUUUUACCUUCAAAUCAAGUUGAACAAGGUUACAAUUAUUCAAUUGUAUUGGAUAUUGCAUCAUCCGUUGCUUCAGAUGACGAAGACACCAAGUUACGCUUAGUUGAUGAUUUGAGUUUAUUAAAACGUAAUGCCAUGGCCGCAGCAUUCCACAAGGCAUUUGACAGAUAUGAUGAAUUACUGGCCAAGUAUAGCAAUUCAAACACUUAUGCCGAAGAGAUUCAACAAGAGUUAGCUAAUGAACCAGUAUUAGUGAUUAAGUAUCGUGGUGUUGAUGAAACGAUUUAUCUAAAGCCAUCGUUUGAUCGAGUGACGGUGAUUUUUUCAACCAUGUUUCAAGAUGAAACUGAUAAAGUAUUUGGUAAAGUGUUUUUACAGGAGUUUGUUGAUGCCAGAAAAAGAUCAGUUCAAACAGCCCCUCAAGUAUUGUAUACUCAACUGGAACCUCCUUUGGAUAUUGCUCGACAUGUGCAAGGAUCUAAGCAGGAUGACGAUAAUAAAGGGUAUGUUACAUUUGUCUUGUUUCCAAGACAUCUAGUCAAAGGGGACAAAAGAGAGAAUUGUAUUUCACAUAUCGAAAUGUUCAGAAGUUAUUUCCAUUAUCACAUUAAAUGUUCCAAAGCAUUUAUGCAUUCAAGAAUGAGAUUUAGAGUUAAAGAAUUCUUGAAGAUUUUGAAUAGAGCUAAACCAGAGAAUUUGGAUGAUGAAGGUAAAGUUAUUGAAAAUAGAAAGACCGCAAGUGGUAGGAGAUUCGACGUUAAGGCAUAA